Messenger RNA from Candida albicans SC5314, 237 nucleotides. RefSeq lists its product as uncharacterized. The coding region runs from base 1 to 237 and encodes 78 amino acids. Lineage: Eukaryota; Fungi; Ascomycota; Pichiomycetes; Serinales; Debaryomycetaceae. The record is from RefSeq and is a predicted model, not a curated record. The transcript has a single exon.
AUGCUAUGUUCGAAUGCCAAAUUCAUAUUAUAUGAUGCAUUGAAAUCCCCCAAACUUAAAAAUAUGCCUAUCAAAUUGACAACCAUAGAUAUUAUGGACCCUAAGAACCAAGAAGCAUUUGACAAAUACUGCUAUGAUGUGCCCGUGUUGCAUGUUGACAGACCAAAUCAGGCCAAACCAGUUAAAUUUAUGCACUACUUUUACGAGGAUAAAUUGCUAGAGGAGUUUACAAAAUAG